Molecule: messenger RNA, 1322 nt
Organism: Cydia pomonella (codling moth)
Lineage: Eukaryota; Metazoa; Arthropoda; Insecta; Lepidoptera; Tortricidae
Product: chymotrypsin-like protease CTRL-1
Exons: 5
Coding region: 1-924 (307 amino acids)
Biological process (GO): proteolysis
Molecular function (GO): serine-type endopeptidase activity
Source: RefSeq, a predicted model, not a curated record
AUGCGUCUGGUCGAUAAUCUGGUCUCGUGGUCGGGGUAUAUUCCCAUUUAUCCCCGUCCCAAGCGCGAGAUCUUCUAUUUGGGAACGAUUAAUCACAGAUGGGAACGAAGCGAGCCCAUUUGUGCCCGCCCCUCACACAUCGGACGGGAACCAAUGGUAAUACAUGGAUGUGGCGUUCCUCACAGGUACCUGUCAGAGUAUUCUAGAACAGGCCGUCUUCUAGGCGGUGAGACUAUCACCGCCCAUCAAUUCCCAUGGGUCGCUGCAGUGAACGUCGCCUCUCGAAGCAUAGGUGGUUCCCUGAUAUCUGAUAGGCAUGUUGUUACCGCCGCAUCGCCAUUGUACGGAAAAUCAUUCAACGAAGUCAGCGUGACUCUGGGAGUUCACGACCGCUGCGGUAAUGGCAGUGACCCGGUUCUGAACACCAGUGUGUCAGAUAUUAUCAUACAUCCCAGUUUUUCGCCGACGAAUCGGGAUAACGAUAUUGCCUUGCUGAGGCUAAGGCAUGUGGUGUCAUUUGGACGAUUUAUUUCACCGAUAUGCAUGCCUCAUUACGGAGCGCCGGAAUCCGGACAGGUGGCUUGGACAGUGGCAUGGUCUGGCACGGCUAACAAUGAGUCCUGUACACCAAGAGUCGCCACUCUUCCUAUUCUUCCUACAAGAUCCUGUUUGAAGGUCUCUGUGGACUCUAAUUUAGUGACCCCCGACAAAGGUUGCCUUGGACCUUUGGGUGUACGGAAUGUUAUUUGCGAGGCAGAUGUUGGGGCCCCUAUCAUGCAGCGACACCCCGGCUUCUCAUUCCGGCUGGCGGGCGUCGUUUCGUCGUCAUCGUGUGACCGCGUCGCCAGUCCGCUCUACACGAGGAUAAUAGACCACGCUGGCUGGAUAUAUCAGCAUACCCAUAGUGAUUGUCAAUGUCUUUAACUUUUUUGCAUGAAUACUAACAAAAAUCUAAAAUAUAUAUAUAUUGUACAUAGACCCAAGUGCAAGCAUUUUCGGGUGUAUAUACAAUGCAUAUAAUAUAUGUCCAGUUUUAAUAUAAAAAUGUUAAAUGACUUCGGGAAGUCAAGUAAUAAGUAAUAAAGUUAUAACGGGUAGCCUAGGUACCGUUUUGAAAAAAAAAAAGAAGUUUUAGGGUUUAAUUCAAUGUGUCACUUAUGUACCUUUGCGGAUGGAUGGCUUCUUAAUUUAAGUAAAUUAAUUAAGCGAAUUGUCUAGUUUUCAUUCAAUACUUUAUAAUUCAAUAUUAUAAAUAAGACCACAAGUAAGUACUUUUUGACUUUUUGUUUAUUUUACAUAUCAUCUACUUACUUACCUACCUA